Dentiscutata erythropus is the source of this 4425-nucleotide messenger RNA. NCBI's taxonomy places the organism in Eukaryota, Fungi, Glomeromycota, Glomeromycetes, Diversisporales, Gigasporaceae. The record is from the annotation of a GenBank genome assembly.
AUGGAUACCCAGCAUUUAUACAAGAGCACCAACGUUUCGUUUGAAAGCUUCACCUUACAAGGAGAGACUAUUAAUCACGAAAUACAAACUGAGGAGCCACCAUGCAAUGAUCAAGAAUUAGAUGACGAAGAAAUUGCAACACAAGGAUCUAUUUAUCAUUCAGAAGCUGAUCCAACAGUCUAUAUAGCGUGGAGAGUUACAGAAUCUGGUCACGUGUUGGAGUUAAGGCGAUUUUUAAUACAUUCUCAGGAUACCAAUGGAGAUGCCGUUGAUCAGCCUGGUGAAACAACCCGAGCUGUUCGUUUCAAGUUUUCAUCAAACAUAUUACCAUAUGUCACAUUUUUCACCGAUCCUAUAACGCGUAAUUUACGCUGUGUAGUCUUAUUAGCAUGUAGGGUCUUGUAUCGUUUUGAUUUACCGCAAAGAACACUUUUUUCCACUAGAGAACUACCAGCAACUUAUUAUAGUCGUUUUGAAGUAACAUUAUUACAAGAAUUGACACCUACUUUGGUACAUGCUGUUGACUACGAAAAUAUUGUAAUCGGUUGCACCGACGGAACUAUUGUAUACUUACAACAUCAACCAUUGCCUCAUACUUUUGGAGUUCCAGAAAAUAUUAACGAUGAUAAUUUUACGCAAGUUGUUCUUGGGAAAAAUCUAUUUGGAAAAAUGAUGAAAUUAGUAUUUCCUCGGCAAGACAUCCCAACAAUUGACACCGAAGAAGAUGGUUCUCAAGAACAACCGAUUGCAUUCGCUUCAUACGUACACGGAUAUUCUCACAGAUACCUUAUUUGUUUAUGCCGGAAUCGACGAGUUGUCAUAUGGUCACUGAAGACACGCAGAUAUUUGGAGUCCAAUCCACUUUCUUUUAUUCAAGAUGAUGAUACAGAUACGGAUUUGAAUGAUUCUGAAGAUUGGCCAUUAGAUUAUAAUGAACCAUUAAAUCCAUUACCACCAAUUCCAAAAAAAUAUAUUCAAGCAUUAGUAUCAAGUAAUAUUCAUAGUCCAAUGACUUUCCAUUUUGUCGUUUUUAUUCCUACUUCUAGUGAUGGUUACUUCAGGCUUUAUCGAGUUCGAGUCGAUGCAUCAGGUGGUUUAAGAGAGAUGUCUAUGAUUGGUCAAACAUUUAAUAAUCCAAGCGAACAACUCCAAAAUCGGGAUUUCCCUUUUCGAAAUUUGGUAGACAUGGGAUUAACACAUGCGCCUUUAAUAGAAGAAAGUGAGCCCGAUAUUGAAAAUGGGCCAACUUGGAGGCAAGAAUGGAGACUGUGGGCAUUGUGGAAACGAAAUCGUCAGGCAGCAUUGACCUAUACGAAUUUCAAUAUAACUUAUUAUGGUUCUAUCGAUAGUUAUGAGGAUGCUAUCACGGCGAUAGAAAUGUUUAAUUUUGGAAAACGAUGGGAAUUUGUCAUCAAAUCUCCGAUCAAAACACAUGAUCACGGAUAUUUAGCUAAUAUGCUUAAAGAUGGUGAUGAACUAUUAGAUCAUGUACAAGUUUGUACCGACUACUUAUUUUGCCCUGGACGAUUUUCAACAUCUAUUAUUAAAUAUGCACUUGAAAAAUAUAUUAAAAACAUUGUAAAAGAUGAAACUGAAGAUUUUAAAUUUUUAAAUAUUGAUGGUGAUCUUAAACAAAAAGUCAAACAAGUGGUGGCAAAACACAUUCGUUUACGUAACGAUCGCGAGAACGAUAUUCCACUCGAAAAUGAACACAAAGCAAGUGUUAUCAGUGAAUGGUUACGUUUUGUAUUGUUAUGUAUUGAAAUACAAGAACGUGCUAGUUUUCCGAUGAGUCUUUCUCUUGUUCAAAAUGGAUCUUUUGUGGGCAUUACUCAUCAAGAUAGCAUAUCUCUGCUUCGUGUUUGCGAUAUAUUAGAAUUCCUACAAUAUUAUACUGGGGAAGAAGCACACGAAUUAAGUUUAAAUAUGUCAUAUAAUCAAUUAUUUCCGUCAUACUCUAUUAUAAGUGAAUUCGAAAAAAUUGAUAUGAUAAAUGUGUUUGCCGCAUCGAAUCUGGUUAUAUCUCCUAUGACAGAAAUUGAAUUAUUAAAUUUUGAUCGUAAAAUCACUCGAACAUUGUCUAAACCGAUGAUGGUUUCAGUGGCGCAAAGUGUUUCAGACUUAUAUGAUAAUCAUUUACGCCACCGUUUGACACCAGAUUUAAAGGCGAAAAUAUGGUCCAGAUUGGACUUAUGUUCACAAUUAGAUAGAACACUUCAAACCAUUAUUGGAGCUUUGAAUGAUGUCAAAUAUAUAAUUCGUGAGAGAGAUGAAAAGAUUGACACAGUUAAAACUACCAUUUUCAUGGACGCUUUAAUCGCAUCAGCUGCAACUGAUGUUAUUCAAUCUCAUUACAUUAUAGCGCGUAAUAUAUUUCUUUUAUUGGUUGUAAUACUCAAUAUUAAACCAAACUCUGGUCAUGAUCAGAGAGUGUCUAUGGGGAUGUCUACUCUAUAUGUACAUAUGAUUCUAAAAUGGAUAUCAGAACAAUCCGCAUAUUCAGAUGCAACAACAGAGGCUACAUCUGAGGAUGGCAUGUCGAAGAGAUUUUCACAUUUGAACAUGGUCAGUACCGCAAGGGGCGUAUCGGAAUCUCCAGAUUUGCGUUAUAGCUUGCUUUAUAGUCUUAUUGUCCAGCAGUAUCCUCUUAACUUGAGAUUCCGAUCGCAAUCAAUACCUAUUAUAAUCACGCGUGGAGUACAAGAAUUAUUAGAUGAGAUUGGAUUUUUACCAGAAACACCUCAUCUCAUGGUUAUGGCACCUGAAACAUACGCUAAAUUUGGUCAUCUUUUGGAAACAUCCGGUUACAUAGGUCAUCUUCAUCAAUACGUUCGUUUAUUGCUUGAUACACCAGCAAAUUUGUAUCUUCAUGGAAAACAACUUUUAAAAGAGCGUAAAUAUGAUGAAGCUGAGUACAAAUUUAAAAGAGCAGGAUCUGGAUUUGCACAUGAUAUGACGCUUCCUUCUUAUACUGCGGGGCCAAUUAUUCCAUCACAAGAUUAUAUACCUGGAAAUUUGACUGCAUAUUAUCGACAUGUCGCGGUUUUAUAUGAAAAUUGUGAACAGCCGCUACAUGUUAUCAACUUUUGUAAGUUGGCAUUGGAAGCAUUUAGUAACGAACAGCGCCAAACUCCUGAGGGACGUACCCUAGUAUCUCAGCUUUACACAAAAAUUUUCACUAAUGCUCUUAAAAGAGACAUGUUCGAUCUAGCAUAUAAUGCAAUAGUAUCUAAUCCAAAUCCAACAUCUCAGCAAGCAAAUCUGCGUCCAUUCGUACGUGAUAUGUGCGAGAAAAAGCAAGUCAGCAAGCUUUUAGAAUUUCCAUUUAUAAAUUUUCGACGUGAUUUUGAAACUAUAUUGGAAUUCCAUGCACGUACCCAUGAUAUAAAAGAAACUCCAAAUUAUUCAAAAAUAUGUUAUACUUAUUAUUUAUCUCGGCGACAGAAUAGAGAUGCUGCUCGAAUUAUGUACCAAUAUGCUAAUAAAGUCGAAAAUAUGGGGUCGAUAUUUGACAAUUUUCAGAAAGGCAUGACUGAGCUGGCUUCGAGCUAUCUUUCAGCUAUUAACGCGUUGGAAGUAUUAGAUAAAUCGCUUGCUUGGUUUCAUUAUAAUUCAUUACCUCCCAGUGAUAAUGUUCGAGCACGAAAAAGGCAGAAAGUCGAUAACGAACUUAUGAAUGGUGAUGGCGAACCAAUAACUGAAGUGAUUACAAUAACGGAUCUAACAAAACGCUAUACGAUGGUGAUGGCCAGACUUGAACUAGGACGCGAAUUUUCUGAUCAAGUGACCCCUAUGAAAUCUCAAGAAGCAGUUAAACUAUGUAGUUUUGCAGGCAAAUUCGAUCUAGCCAUUUCAAUUGCUAAGCUAUUCGAAAUUCCUUUAGAUGAUGUAUUUGACGGAAUGACACGAAAGUGUUUGUCGCUGAUUAAUUCUAAUAUGACCGUUUCAAAUAUGCAUAAAUUUUCAUGGGUAAAAGGAAACGGCUCUACUCAAUUUAUACAUGGAACAGAUAAAGAUAAAGCUUGGGCUAUGUUGAGAAAAUAUUUGGACAAGUAUGAUAAAAAGGAAGAAACGCUCUCACGAUAUAGAGCUGUUGUGUUGAGAACGAUGCUUACUGUCGAUUCAUAUGUCUCUAUUCCUGAGUGGUUAACAUCUUUCUACAAGACGCAUAAUCAAGUGGAUCAUAUCAGAAUAUUACUGGAUUUUGGGCGCUUAUCAGAAGCAACAAUAGCUACAUUAGAUUUAAUUAAGCUGGAAACUGAUAAGCAUCAACCUGGAAAAAUAGCAUCUCACUGUCUUCCAUGGAAUCUUAUAGAUAGUCUGAUGGCAUUAUUUCAGGAUACCUUGGCGAAAACUUUCGAUCCCGAACGAAAAAAAAUAAUAGAAAAGUUAAAAAGUGAUUUGAGCGAAGCUUUUUACAGAUAA